AGAGGCAAACCUUGUGAGUACUGGACAUAUUUUUGCUGCUAUGAUUAAUUAAGUAUUUUACUUCAGUAGUAGAGGACAGAUUACUGUAAAUUCCUUCCAGAAAAGAAAAAAACAUACAUAUAUAAUAGAGUGCACAAGAUAAUAAAAUCAACGUGUGUACUACCUUACGUAAUGAAACAUGUAAUUCAAACUGCAUAAGGAAGUACAGAAAAUAAGCAUUUUUCAUCAGAUAUUUGCUAAGCCAGUUACAGCUGGUUGAUGCGUCAACGAUGUCUGCACUUCAACGUAUUUUAAACAACUAAUAUCAUCUUGCAGGCACAUUAUUAGGGGGUAUUAAGUUCUUUCUAGAUAUAAAGUUUAUUUGGUCUGUGUGCAUGAAGCAAAAUGAAAACAAGGAGCCUCGGUCGUACCUCUUUGCGUCAGGAAGCCACUGGGUUGAUUAGGAUGCAUUGCGUCGCUCCAGAAAUGGACUCAUAUUUUCCAUAUCACUGGGAGAUCCUUUUAGCUUCUCACUAACAAAACCCUGAAAGGAUACAGACAAGAAAAUUCCACCCACUGUCACAGUACACUGAAUGACUGAAUCUCCACACAGAAAAUAAUGCACUAUCAUAUUAUAUCGGCUGGCUCGGCCUUCCACAGCCUUGAGAGUAAAGUAGUGUGCAUAUACGACAAGUCAGCAUCAGACAUGAGGAUCAUCCAAAUCCUGUAAAAAUAACUCCUCUUUGAGCGUGACAGGCGGUAGCGGUGGUUAAUCUAAGCCCUUGAUGUCUGAUCGGACGGCCUGGACUCCGAUGAUUCAGAACUUAAGAAGAUUCAUCCACGUGGCUGACUCCACGAGUCCAUGACUGAUGUGAGAGCAUGCGUCACUAGCAAGAGGUGACCGAUUUGAUAUGCUGUUGCAUCGUCAGCUCAUCAUCUUUCCUUAGGAAGACAUAGCACCAGGAGCUAUAUGUAUACACUAUAGUUGCCACUGCGACCAUCAUCAGAUUGUGCCCAACACAUCGUGCUAUCUUGCCGGUGUCACUGUCUUCCCAGUUUGACUGACUCCACCACCAGUCCUUCUGCUACAAUAGCAGAUCAGCCAUGACCUUCACCGGCAGCGGCGAUGGCCAGAGCGGCUCCGCGAGGGCGCACUUUGUGCCGGUACCGAUGUUGGCGCAGGGGCACACAAUCCCCAUGACCGACAUGGCGCGCCUGCUGGCAGAGCACGGCGCGCAGGUUAGCUUCAUCACCACACCAGUGAAUGCAUCCAGGUUGGCAGGCUUUGCAGCCGAUGUGGAGACGGCGGGCCUGGCAGUACGGCUCGUGGAGCUCCAUUUCCCGAGCGCCGAGUUCGGCCUACCGGACGGGUGUGAGAACCUGGACAUGAUCCAAUCCACGGGUCUGCUCUCCAACUUCAUGGAUGCCAUCACUGCGCUUCAGGAGCCGCUCAAGGCAUACCUCCGUGAGCAGCAGCGCUCGCCUCCGAGCUGCAUCAUAUCCGACCUGAUUCACUGGUGGACUGGGGACAUUGCAAGGGAGCUUGGUAUCCCGAGGCUGACCUUUAGUGGCUUUUGUGGCUUCUCGUCCCUCAUCAGGUACAUCACUUAUCACAACAAUGUAUUUCAAAAUGUCAAAGACGAAAAUGAGCUCAUCACAAUCACAGGGUUCCCUACGCCACUAGAGCUGACAAAGGCUAAAUGCCCUGGAAAUUUUUGUAUUCCUGGUAUGGAGCAAAUCCGUAAGAAGUUCCUUGAAGAGGAGCUGAAAAGUGAUGGUGAGGUAAUUAACAGCUUCCAGGAGCUGGAGACAUUGUACAUUGAAUCCUUUGAGCAGACGACAAAGAAGAAGGUCUGGGCGGUCGGACCAAUGUGCCUCUGUCACCGAGACAACAACACUAUGGCCGCAAGAGGAAACAAGGCGUCAAUGGAUGAAGCACAGUGCUUGCAAUGGCUUGAUUCAAUGAAGCCAGGCUCAGUGGUCUUUGUCAGCUUUGGCAGCCUCGCUUGCACUACACCUCAACAGCUUGUUGAGCUGGGACUGGGACUUGAAACCUCCAGGAAACCGUUUAUUUGGGUGAUCAAAGCAGGAGCUAAGCUUCCAGAAGUCGAGGAAUGGCUCGCAGACGAGUUCGAGGAGCGUGUCAAAAAUAGAGGCAUGGUCAUAAGGGGUUGGGCGCCACAGCUCAUGAUCCUGCAGCACCAAGCCGUUGGAGGAUUCGUGACGCACUGCGGGUGGAACUCAACAAUAGAGGGCAUCUGUGCAGGUGUGCCCAUGAUCACAUGGCCGCACUUUGGGGAGCAGUUUUUGAAUGAGAAGCUGCUGGUGGAUGUGCUGAAAAUCGGGAUGGAGGUUGGAGUGAAAGGAGUUACACAGUGGGGAAGUGAAAACCAGGAGGUUAUGGUUACAAGAGAUGAGGUGCAGAAAGCUGUGAACACCCUGAUGGAUGAGGGAGUGGCUGCAGAAGAGAUGAGGGUGAGAGCAAAAGACUGCGCCAUUAAGGCAAGGAGGGCUUUCGAUGAGGGAGGUUCUUCGUAUGACAACAUAAGGCUAUUAAUUCAAGAAAUGGAAAUCAAGACGAAUGCAUGUCGUUCAGUGGUUGAUACAGAUGGUAAUAAGCUCUCUUUUUUGGUGUAAACAUAAAGUAAAAGAGCCUAUAGCGUAUUUAUCAUUAUAAAGGAUUUCUUUUACAAACAACCGGUAGCUUGUAUCAGGAUCACUGUCUAUUCUGUUGCGCAGAUUUCAUAUUUUUGGGAAAGGGGAUAUCCCCGACCUCUGCAUCAUACUGAUCCACACAGCCAUAUUUAUUAAAAACAAUCAGAAGUUCGGUAGUUUCAUAA
This is a messenger RNA of Triticum aestivum (bread wheat), 2819 nucleotides long. Its product is annotated as UDP-glycosyltransferase 1. The record is from RefSeq and is a predicted model, not a curated record. Bases 1084 to 2616 code for a protein of 510 amino acids. Lineage: Eukaryota; Viridiplantae; Streptophyta; Magnoliopsida; Poales; Poaceae. Gene Ontology annotation, molecular function: UDP-glucosyltransferase activity. The transcript is spliced from 2 exons.